AUGGGGGGAAGGAAGUGAAAGCAACGGAAGGAGCAAAAAGUGGAAGGUACCAGAGACGAAAAUGGCCAAACAAGGAAAGGGCACUUGUGUAAAGGUAGGAUUGGGAAAGAACCCAGCCCAGGCCGACAGGAACAGGGGAACAGAGCAUCAGGCCCAAUCAGAAGCCAUGCCUAUGGUCUCAUUACUCUGGGAAUUACCUAGUACUUCUAUUGCCAUCAUAAUAAUUACAGCUAUUUUCCAUCUGAUCGAAAAGAUCAUGAGAUUUCGAUACCCACAGCUAACCAACGUGCAAGCAGGGCUGCAGCGGGAUGCCGAAUCAAGACGAGGGGGCAACACUACCUAACUGCCCGCAGAGAAACGCCACUCGCCAUGCAGAGCAGGGGGGUGGGGGGGGGGGGGGGG
Messenger RNA from Penicilliopsis zonata CBS 506.65, 402 nucleotides. RefSeq lists its product as hypothetical. The transcript has a single exon. The coding region runs from base 62 to 343 and encodes 93 amino acids. Lineage: Eukaryota; Fungi; Ascomycota; Eurotiomycetes; Eurotiales; Aspergillaceae. The record is from RefSeq and is a predicted model, not a curated record.